AUGGAAGUAAUCACAGAAGGAGGGAACAGCAUCAACAUCUCUGAUUCUAUUAACAAGAAUCGUAUUCACGUCUCCAACUCCAAAAAACCCAUCUUCUUCUUCGUUAAUCUGGCCAAGAGGUAUAUGCAGCAGUAUAAUGAGGUUGAGCUUUCAGCACUAGGAUCGGCUAUUGCCUCAGUGGUUUCUGUUGCAGAGAUUUUGAAACAGAGCGGACUUGCUGUGGAAAAAAAAAUCAAAACAUCAACAGUUAUCCUAAAAGAUAAUUCCAGAGCUAGACCUCUGCAAAAGGCCCGGAUUGAAAUAUUACUCGAGAAGACUGCAAACUUCGACGAGUUGAUGGCUGCUGCCGCGGCGGUGGCUGCUGAAAAAGCUGAAAAGGCGGCAGCUGAAAAAGGUGAAAAGGCAGAUAAGGAAAAGGGUGAAAAGGCAGCAGCAGCUGAAAAAGGUGAAAAGGCAGAUAAGGAAAAGGGUGAAAAGGCAGCAGCAGCUGAAAAUGGUGAAAAUGCAGAUAAGGAAAAGGGCGAAAAGGCAGCAGCAGCUGAAAAUAGUGAAAAUGCAGAUAAGGAAAAUGGUGAAAAGGCAGCAGCUGAAAAUGAUGAAAAGGAAGAUAAAGAAGAGCACACUGCAUGA
Messenger RNA from Lathyrus sativus (Indian pea), 630 nucleotides. Lineage: Eukaryota; Viridiplantae; Streptophyta; Magnoliopsida; Fabales; Fabaceae. The record is from the annotation of a GenBank genome assembly.